AACGAGCAAGGGUUUUAGUUCCAUCAUUCCCAAAUCUGUUGAACUCUUCCGUUCCCGGCGGGCGGCGGCUGGUUUAGGCGGCGAGGUGACGGCGGAUCUCCAUCGAUUCCUUUGUUGUUCUUCGGUCCCUCCUCUCUUUCUCCUCUAGUAAAACACGCGGAGACUCGAUCCAAGAUGGGUGGGUGCUGCUGCUGUUUCCCCUCUAAACCCCCAAGGGAGAACCCAAUGCACCCAGCCGCAGAGUCGCUCAUCCAGCGGAAGCCCAAUCACACCCUUCCCUGCCAUCAACCGCCCCCGGUGAUCACCCAUACUCAAAAGGGUAUGAACGCUGUCGUGCGCCUGAAGACCGGCUUCGAGCGUUUCAGAACGAAUGUGUACAUGAAGAAUCCGAAGCUUUUUGAAUCACUUAAAAAGGACCAGUCUCCCAAGUACAUGGUGUUUGCAUGUGCUGACUCGCGUGUGUCUCCGACAAUAACCCUCGGCCUGAAUCCAGGAGAGGCCUUCACUGUUCGAAAUAUUGCCGGAAUGGUUCCUGCCUAUCGAAAGACAAGGGACUGCAGCAUCGGGUCAGCCAUCGAGUUUGCCGUGGUUGUCCUCAAGGUUGAGUGCAUUGUUGUGAUUGGUCACAGCCGCUGUGGUGGAAUUAGGGAACUACUCUCGCUGAAGAAUGGAGGGCCUAAUGCCUACCACUUCAUUGAGGACUGGGUGAAGAUCGGUAUGGAGGCCAAGAAGAAGGUCCAGAGAGAAUACAGGUUGUUGCCUUUUGAUGACCAAUGCACCGUGUUGGAAAAGGAGGCCGCCAAUGUGUCCCUUAGAAAUUUGAAGUCGUAUCCGUUCGUCAAGGACAGACUGAACAAGGGCGCGCUCAAUUUGAUUGGUGCCCGCUACGACUUCGUCUGCGGAAGCUUCGAAACGUGGAAUGCCUGACGUCAAGUAGUGCACAAACGGUUGGUUAGCCAGUCGCAAAUAUUUCGUCGAAUAAGGCUAGCUGCAUACAUCGCUGUUUGCUGGGUUUGCAUUCCGUGCGAGUCCUUUGGGUACCAAUUAGCAUAGGGUUUUUGUUUUUAAAACAAGGCAAAAGGCUUGUCAUUUCAUUAUUUAAGAGAGAAGGUUUGUAACAAAGCCCAACAGAGGGGAAGAAAAAAAUGUCCGCAUAUGUUCACAACACAUAUGUCGACAAUCGCUAAAAGAAGUCGUUCAAAAUUCGACAUACGCAUAAAGAAAA
Messenger RNA from Hordeum vulgare subsp. vulgare (domesticated barley), 1225 nucleotides. Its product is annotated as carbonic anhydrase, chloroplastic-like. Bases 175 to 927 code for a protein of 250 amino acids. The transcript is spliced from 8 exons. NCBI's taxonomy places the organism in Eukaryota, Viridiplantae, Streptophyta, Magnoliopsida, Poales, Poaceae. Gene Ontology annotation, molecular function: carbonate dehydratase activity; zinc ion binding. The record is from RefSeq and is a predicted model, not a curated record. Gene Ontology annotation, biological process: carbon utilization.